UCUCUCCCCACAGAGAUGCCCUGCAUCCAGGCGCAGUACGGCACCGCGGGCGCCGGCCCCUGCGAGCGCUGCCCGGCCGAGCUGCUCAGCCCCGAGGGCGGCCGCUUCCCCAUGGAAGUGGCAGGAGCCGACCUGGCGGCCGCCCCCGCCCUGCCCAGCUUCAGCACCUUCAUGGAGGGCUACGCCGGAGAGUUCGACGCCUUCCUCUACCAGCUGCCGGCCAGCGGCCAGUCCGGCACCACCAACGCCGCCACCGCCUUCAAGCUGGAGGACUUCCAGGUGUACGGCUGCUAUCCCAGCGCCUUCGGGGGGCAGCCGGACGAGACCCUCUCCUCCAGCGGCUCGGACUGCUACGGGAGCCCCUGCUCCGUCCCCUCGCCCGCCACGCCGGGCUUCCAGCAGGCCCCGGGCUGGGAGGGCUCCUUCGGGGCCUUCUCGCCGCUGCCGAACUACGAGGGAGGGCAGCCCUGGGCUGAGCCGGCCAAGGGCGGGGGGUCGCAGCCCCCCUUCUUCGCCUUCGGGCCCCCGGCCCCCAGCCCCGGCGGCGGGUCCCCCGUGACCCUCAAGGGGCAGCCGGGCCCCUCGCCCCGCGUGGACCCGCGGCUGCUGGACACAGACGCCUUCCCCCCGACCCAGGCGCACCCCCCGGGGGGCUUCGCGGGGCUGCCCCUGGCCCCCACCUCGCCGCUGCUGGAGGGGCCGGCGCUGGCGCCCACCAAGGUGCGCAGCCCCGGGGCGGGCGAGGGGCGCUGCGCCGUGUGCGGGGACAACGCGUCCUGCCAGCACUACGGGGUCCGCACCUGCGAGGGCUGCAAGGGCUUCUUCAAGCGCACGGUGCAGAAGAACGCCAAGUACAUCUGCCUGGCCAACAAGGAUUGUCCCGUGGACAAGCGGCGCAGGAACCGCUGCCAGUUCUGCCGCUUCCAGAAGUGCCUGGCCGUCGGCAUGGUCAAAGAAGUGGUCCGGACCGACAGCCUGAAGGGGCGGCGGGGCCGCCUCCCCUCCAAGCCCAAACAGCCGCCGGACGCGUCCCCCGUCAGCCUCAUGACCUCCCUGGUGCGGGCACACAUCGACUCCAUCCCCAGCGCCACCAAGCUCGACUACUCCAAGUUCCAGGAGUCGGCGCCGUGCCCGUUCGAGAAGGAGGACUCGGUGGAUGUGCAGCAGUUCUACGACCUGCUCACCGGCUCCAUGGACGUCAUCCGCAAGUGGGCCGAGAAGAUCCAGGGAUUUGCCGAGCUGCCCAAGGAGGACCAGGACCUGCUGCUGGAGUCGGCCUUCCUGGAGCUCUUCAUCCUGCGCCUGGCAUACCGCUCGAAGCCGGAGGAAGGGAAACUCAUCUUCUGCAACGGGGUGGUGCUGCACCGGCAGCAGUGCGUGCGCGGCUUCGGGGAGUGGAUCGACGCCAUCCUGGAGUUCUCCCAGAGCCUGCACCGCAUGAGCGUCGACGUCCCCUCCUUCUCCUGCCUCGCCGCCCUCGUCAUCAUCACAGACCGGCACGGGCUGAAGGAGCCCAAGCGGGUGGAGGAGCUGCAGAACCGCAUCGUGAGCUGCCUCAAGGACCACGUGGCAGCGGCGGGGGCCGAGCCGGGGCGGCCCGGCUGCCUCUCCAAGCUCCUGGGGAAGCUGCCGGAGCUGCGCAGCCUCUGCACCCAGGGCCUCCAGCGCAUCUUCUACCUCAAGCUGGAGGACCUGGUGCCGCCGCCGCCCAUCGUCGACAAGAUCUUCAUGGACACGCUGCCCUUCUGAGCCCCCGGCGGGCGGCUGCCACCAGCCCCUGUCACCUCCCCCCCCCCGGGGACAUCUGGGACCCUCCAUGAGCAGCCCUGGUUCGGUGCAAGGGAUGUCCGGGACCCCCCCUGGACGCCGCUGGGUCACCCGUGGGGUGCCCGGGACAUCCCCUGCGUACCCCUGGAUCAUCCCCAGGAUCCUUUGGGACCGCCCCUGGAUCACUCCAGAACGCCUGGGACCCUCCCCCCGAUUACUCCCGGGAUAUCUGGGUCCCCCCUCAGAUGCCUGAGUCCCCCUGGGGACACCCCUUGGGGGUCCCCCAUGUGCCUUCACGGCGCGGGCGCAGCCCCGGUGCCGUCCCCCCCCUCGGGGCAUCGCCGGUGUGGUGCCCCCUCCCCCUGUAAAAAACACCCCCCAUGUAAAUAGCGCCGGUCAGGUCCUGUACAGAGCAGGGGGCACGGGCAGGGAGGGGCUCUGGCCCCCCAACCUCGGCCCCCUCCCCUUUAUAUAUAUUUUUCUGGUUUUUCCCCCUUUUUGGCCACUUUCUGUAUAUAAACUUGUACGUACGGUGAGAGCUCUGAGAGGGACCUUUGUCCUGCGUGUCCCCCGGAAA
Molecule: messenger RNA, 2344 nt
Organism: Neopelma chrysocephalum (saffron-crested tyrant-manakin)
Lineage: Eukaryota; Metazoa; Chordata; Aves; Passeriformes; Pipridae
Gene: NR4A1
Product: nuclear receptor subfamily 4 group A member 1
Exons: 6
Coding region: 16-1749 (577 amino acids)
Biological process (GO): cellular response to corticotropin-releasing hormone stimulus; regulation of transcription by RNA polymerase II
Cellular component (GO): nucleus; transcription regulator complex
Molecular function (GO): zinc ion binding; nuclear receptor activity; nuclear glucocorticoid receptor binding
Source: RefSeq, a predicted model, not a curated record